AUUCAUACUUCUGAAUUCUCGUUUUAGUUGCCUGAAAGAUGUUUAAUAAUUUACCAGGUAGCCCCGUAGUGCAUUUUUGAAUUAAUACCAUGACACUCAUUCGGCAAUAAGACAACGAGGUUUAUUUGACAAGAACAAUUGGAGCAAACAAGGCAUCUUGCAGAGAAAGGUCAAUCGCUAACCCCGGCGCUGCAGUCCACCCACAGUGCCACGCCCAGAAAUGCAUAGAUUAGCAAAAUAAUCAUACUGGUACUCGAUACAUAAUAUCCUGAAAGACUUGGGAAAAUCAUCUUUAACUCUUGUUCUAUCUGAUGAGCAUGUGGUAUUCAUCAAGGCAUGAAGAUUGAGGCUAUUUUCAGCGCUGUUGUCAUAUGAGGUAAGUUUUGAUUGCUUGAUAAUUUUGAUAGGUUUUGAUUAAAUCUACUGUAAAAUGGUAGGCAGAAACUGUUAAGCAGAUGCAGCGACACAAAGCUGUUUCCUAUAUUUUCCUUUCUGCCUUUCCCAAGACUUCCCUACAGCUUAAUCUGCUUUUUGUUCUGAAACUUUCAGACAAAUCUUUUACUGUUUGUGUCUAAAUGUAUCUAUCUAAAGAGACGAAGUAACGGCUGAGGUGACAAAUACUUUUUCAAACAUUUUGUUCCUAGAACGAUGCACAGCUUACUUUCCUUGAUGUUUCUUAUCCAUGGCUGUUUUACUAGACUGUGUCUAUUGGGGCUUUAUGUAUACAGCCUAUGUAAUCAGCCUACUUUGAUAACACAUUGGAUGGGGCUGAUAUGUGAUUAUCUAAAAGGUCAAAUUGCUGCAAAAGAACGAUUAAGCGCUUAUUUAGGCUUACUGUCCGGAUAACCACCACAUUGCGCCCUUGGGCGCUUAUUUCAACAGGGAUGCUUGUUCGGACAUGGGUUAUAUUAAAACAUUUGUGUCUAAUGGUGACCAAUUAUUUGAACUGGGCUCUUGUAAGUUGUGGGCGCUAAUUUAUUUAAUUUUUUAGCAUGUUAAAGAUUAGAUGAAUUGCUCAUCACAGACAUUCUUCAAGCAAACGUUCUAAAUGAUUGCAUCUUCUACCCCCGAAUUAAAUUAGUUUUAAUUCUUUCUUCAGUCCGUCCUGUUGGACAAUUAACAUAUACCUUACAGUGAAUCUUUUUUAAUACUUUAAUAAUCAGAAUCUAAAUAUUUUUCUCCAAACCUAGCCAACAACCAACAAACUUUUUCGUUCAAUAAAUACGUUGACGUAAUACCCAAAGCUCUAAAGUUUUCAAGCAAUUUCUGUGACCGUGAAAAUUUGCAAAGAAAAAAUAAGAAAGUUAGCAGAGACUUACCCUUGUUGCAUAAAAAAAGUCACUGCCAUUUGUAAAAUGUGGCUUUUUUUCUUUUGUAUAGUAGCUUUCAAGCCCUGAUAACAUAUUGUAAGUUUUUUUAUGAAAAUCAUAGCCUGUAAAUCAUCAAUGUCACAGCAUUAAAGUUUUCCGAGAACAUUGCAAAUUGGCAUGGAUGUACCGUCGAUUAUGAGAAUUUUGGCCUUGUUCAAAAUACUGACAAACUCCAAUGGACUAUUUCUUCGCCUCCCUUGCCUGGUGCAUGCAGAUUUCACGAUAUUUGAAGUUGAUUGGUCCCUACAAGGAAGCCUGUUGGCAACAAUACAAGGUAUCCAUGAUGCAGACUGCACGUUGGAAUGUGUAAAGCAUCCUAAAUGCAAAUCAUACAAUAUACAGAAUGUCACUGCAGUUUGUGAGCUGAACAGUAAGAUUGCUGGUGAAAAUGGAAGUAGUCUUGUUCAAAGACCUGGCUGGGUUUACAAGUCAACAGAUUACAACCAGACAGAGGUUGGAGAAACCUGCCAGAAGCUUCAUCCAUGCCCGCGUGGCAUUCUUUGCAAAGAAACAUGUCACCAUCCUUACUACGAAUGCGUCCAUUGCGAUAGUCAACACUAUGGGUUAUAUUGUGACAAUCUCAAAGAACUGGACAACUGCAAAAGUUUUCCUUGUAAAAACGGUGGGAACUGCAGAAGUGUUGGGCCAACUUUCAAAUGUGAGUGUUUUCCUGGCUAUAAAGAAAAGACAUGCGAGAUUGAUAUUGAUGAAUGCAACUCCCUUCCAUGCUUUAAUAGUGCAACCUGUCAAGAUUUGAUAAACGAUUUUCAAUGCACAUGCGUACCUGGCUACACAGGAAGACAUUGUGAGACAAACAUCGAUGAAUGUGCUAGUGUUCCUUGCAAAAAUGGAGCUACUUGUAUUGACAGAGUCAAUGGAUAUUUAUGUCAAUGUGCACCUGGAUACGAAGGAGCCUUUUGUGCAAUAAAUAUCGACGAAUGCAUGAGCAGUCCAUGUCAAAAUGGUGGAACAUGCCAUGACGAAAUAAACAGAUUCCGUUGCCAGUGUUCUCCUGGAUAUACCGGCGCUCUCUGCUCUACAGAAAUCAACGAAUGUGAUAGCAAUCCUUGUCAAAACGGAGGGAAGUGCAGCGACCAUCUAAAUUAUUUCUCCUGCCAAUGCAUUCCCGGAUUUACAGGAACAGCAUGUGAAAUAAAUAUCAAUGAAUGCCAAAGUAGCCCUUGCCUCAACGGAGGAACAUGUAUUGAUAAAAUCAACAAAUACAGCUGCCAAUGUGCUCCUGGAUUCUAUGGAGCAAAAUGUGGUGCAGAGAUAAAUGAAUGUCAAAGCAGCCCAUGCCAAAAUGGAGGGACAUGCAAUGAUGAAGUAAAUAGAUAUUCAUGCCGAUGUUCGACAGGCUAUACUGGCUAUAACUGUGGACGAGAAAUCAACGAAUGUGCUAGCUACCCGUGUCUGAAUAGAGGGGUAUGCACUGAUCACUUCAACAGAUAUACCUGUCAAUGCAGACCUGGCUUCACUGGAGUUCGCUGCCAAAAAGAUAUUGACGAAUGUGCAAGUCAUCCUUGUCAAAACGGAGGAACAUGUCAUGACUUGGCUAAUUACUUCAUAUGCACAUGCCCAUUUGGAUACUAUGGGUCAACAUGCUCCUUACUUUCAACGGCUCGAAGCCGAAGAUGGAGAGGCAGAAGAACAAGAAGAGGAGCAAAGUAACUGCUUUGCGUUGUGAACUUUCCAAAAAUGAAUUGCUUAUUGCAAAUAAAUAUUCAACAGCGAAACUAAGAAACCUCAAAUAAAAUGUGGCCAUUAAUCUUAAUUGCUGUACGAUAGGAUUGCACUAGGCAGGGCCGCCGAGAAGGGGGCAAGGGGGAAGUUCUCCCAGGGCCUUGAGGUAUAGAGGGAAUCAUGAAGUAGUGAAUCUUUUUUUUAAAAUGGAAUCGAUUGAAAGUAAAGAAAAAUUGUGCCUGAAGAAGUAAGAUAUUUUAUUCGAAUUAAUGAAUUUGAGCUAAUGUGAAGGGCGUGCUUGCAGAAAUUUUUAGGGGGCCUCGUUUUCAAGUUUUGCCGUCAGUCAAGUCAGGGUCUCCGAAACAUCUCGGUAGCCCUGACAAUUGUAUGUAUCACCUACUUUAAAAUCAGACAGUCAUUUUGACUUUUAUCCUAAUUAGUGAAUCUUUGACACCAAGCAAUGAUGAUCGCUCAACUUAUGACUUUGAAUAUGGUAGAUAAAAAUGAAAACUUUUAUUUCCUUUUUACACGAUACCAUUAAAUAGAAUAUAUGCAUAAAAAACUUUGUUGAAUGGUCAACAUAUCAACUGGAAGAAGGUACUUGCUUUUAUUAAUCUACUUCAAGUUAAUGCAUGAUCUUGCAAUACGAUUCUUCAUACCGAUCAAUGUUUAUUAUUUGUUAAUGUUAAUCAUGCAUAAAAAUUUUACAGCAUACCAUUGUUAAAUAGGACUGCCAGAGGACCUGAAAAAUAUGUCUUUUACUUGGCCAAUGUCCUGUUAAGCGAAUGUCCAAAGUUGAUAAUGGACGUCCGCGGGACCGGAAAUAUCUCCCCCACUCAACAAAAGUACCACAUAACAAGUCCCACUUCUUCAGGGUCUCGCUUAUCGAGAGUACACUGUACUAUCAAGUCUAGAUUAAACUUUAGUUACGCUACACUGUACGAACACACGAAGCAAAUUUGUUGUUGAGAUGUGAGAGGCAGUUUGAUCAACUGUUGGCUUACCUGUUGCCCCCAAAAGUUGGUCCAAUGUAGAUAAAUCUAGCUUUUCUUAAUUUCAAAAUUAAUGUAUAUAUUGUGCAAAUACAGGUCUUAUUGUGACCAACAAUGCUAUAGAUCAUCAACUCUUCUUUUUCGAGUUGUUGUAUAUAAUGUGCACAUUCAAGAGCAAGCUUACUUUACAAAAAUAUUAAGAAAUAUUGAAGUCGUAAUAUCUAGAGAAAUAGUUGGGAAUAGCAAUGGAAUGUUUAGAGAGGAAAAUGUGCAUAUUCAACCCUAUGUAAAUUAAAUAUAUGCAAUUUUUUAAUUCACCGUCAUAACAAAGCAUCUCAUAUGAAAUUAACAAAGAAUAAGAUAAGCAAAAGAAGAUUAACUAGAAUUUUAUCACAAAAGGGAUGGCAGUGCGUUUUUGAUGUAUAAGAAUGCUGAAUAUUAACUCAAAAGGAACAUUUUGACAAAAGAAAUAGAUGUCAAAGAAGCUUUCCUGCAGUUUGAAAGAAGAAGGAAAAGGGACGUUGAAAUAAAACGCUUAUCAUUACAAAAAAAAGUGAGAAUCUAAGUUUGUUACGACCAGGAGCUAAAGUUUAUACCGUAGACAACAGAAAAACUAGAGAGAAAUGGCGAUGUGCAUGAAAUUUAUGAUCUUUCAGCAAAUAAGUUUAUGCAUAAGCAUUGCAUUUUGCUGAAUUCUGGGAUAGGGAUUUUAAGCUGAAGAAACUUAAGAUUAAGUUUAAGAAACUAAUUUUGAAAAUAGCCCGAAAGAGCGGACACUCUAUAUUAUACUUAUGCAAUUUUCGUCCGAAAAAGUUAUACCUAAAAUCUAUUAGGCACGGUGCCACUGAGGGGCUGGGAGAGGGGUCUGAGGCCGAUGAAAAUUUGUUGACCGGCUCUUUUAUUUUUUUUGAAAAUAGGUUAUAUAAUAGAAUAAGAACAAAAACUGUUUAUUAAAUUGAUAAUUAAGUAAUUUAUUUUCAGGCUUGGAGAUGCAUUUUUAUCCAUUCUAGAAGGCUUAACUUCAAAUUUUUCUUGCGUGUUGGACCAAAACCCGGUAGGUCCACUAUGUCUCUAAACUUGAUUUUUAGCCCCCUAGGUUAAAUUUCGUGGCACCGUCUCUGUUUAUAUUCAGGUGCGGAUCGAGAUUAACACGAGAAAGCGGAAGGCCCCAUUUGAUUCUUUGUUUUGGACCAAUCACAACCGCUUCUCACAUAGGAAGAUUCCAAGAGAGAAAACAAAUUUCUGUGUCAGCAAGAGUCGGAAUCCCUUGUUUUGUUGUAAACAGAUUCCAAAACUCCUAAAUGAAAAGACUAAAAUUGAAUCCUUUUUUUCAUUUGAGCACAAGAAUUUAGAAUAACAGGAAAAUCCACCAGCAUUUACCAGGUAAAUGGAUACUGAAGCAUUGCAUGAUAUUGAAGCAUAGUUUAUACUGAAGCAUUAAUAACAACUAAUGUAAAAACAUGCUUGUCAAUAUUUGUAAGAACAAGUGGUUCCAGUUUCAGCAUAGUGUUUCUUAUUUUUUUCGCAUAAAUGUUUUUUUUCCCCAAUUUUUAACUAUUUUUAAUGGAAUUUCCUGUGCAUAGUAGCGUCCGGAAAAAUGCUCGAUUUAGUAAUUAAUGCUAUUUUGCAUAUUGAUUUCUGUUUAUAUCUUGCUUUAUUUUCUUUCUUCAAUUUUUGCUAGUUAUUUAUCUCUUGAGUUUUGUUGAAUUUCGGCCUGCCUUGUUUCUUAUGUUGUUCUUAUUUUUUGAGCAAAUCUCAGCCUGAUCUUUCGCAUAAAGGGCUGGUCUUAUAAAAAAGCGUGUAAAUGUUUCGCCAGGAUUUAAUCGCAUUUAGUUGUACAUAAAAUGUACAAAAUGAAAAAUAGGGUUCAAUAUCAGACAUCUAAACGAAGCAGACAUUUAUUGAAAAUUCUUUUGAAUGUUGAUAGAGAUCACAGCAUAAAAGACAAGUGGGUUCAAGAACAGUGCAGAGAUAUAGAUCCAAAUAUGUCCGUGUACUAAAAACUCUUCAAACAAUAUACUAGUUGAUAUACACAUUAAUACAAUACUUAAGCUUGAGUAACAAUGAACAUGUUUUCAAAGAACCCUUUCGAGAUAUUCCUAAGCUUGCUGUCUGUGUUUUCCCCAAAUUUUUCAGAAUGAUAUGACACUUUUAAAGUGGAGGAAAAUUUUCCCAGGAGAAAAUGUGUUUCAACUAAAGCUUUUUCUCUCAAUUAUCUGUCACGCUAAUUAUAAACAAGCAGGGCCUUUUUUUCAUACUGAAUAGGGGACAAUUGCCGCUGCAGCCCAAGUGACUUGCAAUUGCUUUAAACAAUAAGCAAUGGUCCUCUUCUUCAUAUAAACAGAGAAUAUUGUCAUUUGAGCCGAGGUGAAUCCAUAUUGAUUUGUGAACAACUUUUUUCAAAGUUAACGAGUAAAAAGUGGAAAGUAAAAGCAUAAUGAAAGUAUCUAGCAAAUAAUAGCUGAGGAAAGGGUAGCGGAUUAGGGCGAGCGUGGCACUGACGUGGAAAGUCACAUAUUGAUGUGACUGUGACUUACAGUAGGGAUGGUGCCCUUUUAUCAUCUGUGAAUCAAUGCUGCAAACAUGUUGCACGGUGAUGGAAAUGUUGGAUUAAAUGUUGGGUGAAAUGUUGGAUGCGUUUGACCACCCGCUUAAAAAUAGCAACGAAUUUUCUAAUUUUUUGGGAAUAAUUGUUGGAUGGAAGCCCCGGUCAAACCCAUCCAACAUUUCAUACAACAUGCAGAAAACCAAUGUUGGAGGAAAUGUUGGAUGCGUUUGACCACCCAUGUUGGGUCACCCAACAUUUGCAAACUGAUGUUGGAUGAAGUUUGAUCACGGUCAAAAACAAAUUUUGAUUUUCCAUGUUGGAUGUAAUGUUGGAUGCGUUUGACCACCUAUGUUGGGUCACCCAACAUUUGCAAACUGAUGUUGGAUGAAGUUUGAUCACGGUAAAGAACAAAUUUUGUUUUUCAAUGUUGGAGGAAACGUUGGAUGCGUUUGACCACCCAUGUUGGGUCACCCAACAUUUGCAAACUGAUGUUGGGUGAAGUUUGAUCACGGUCAAAAACAAAUUUUGAUUUUCCAUGUUGGAGGAAACGUUGGAUGCGUUUGACCACCCAUGUUGGGUCACCCAACAUUUGCAAACUGAUGUUGGAUGAAGUUUGAUCACGGUAAAGAACAAAUUUUGUUUUUCAAUGUUGGAGGAAACGUUGGAUGCGUUUGACCACCCAUGCUGGGUCACCCAACAUUUGCAAACUGAUGUUGGAUGAAGUUUGAUCACGGUAAAGAACAAAUUUUGUUUUUCAAUGUUGGAGGAAACGUUGGAUGCGUUUGACCACCCAUGUUGGGUCACCCAACAUUUGCAAACUGAUGUUGGAUGAAGUUUGAUCACGGUCAAAAACAAAUUUUGUUUUUCAAUGUUGGAGGAAACGUUGGAUGCGUUUGACCACCCAUGUUGGGUCACCCAACAUUUGCAAACUGAUGUUGGAUGAAGUUUGAUCACGGUAAAGAACAA
This is a messenger RNA of Rhopilema esculentum, 7559 nucleotides long. RefSeq lists its product as uncharacterized. Gene Ontology annotation, molecular function: Notch binding; calcium ion binding. Gene Ontology annotation, biological process: Notch signaling pathway. Lineage: Eukaryota; Metazoa; Cnidaria; Scyphozoa; Rhizostomeae; Rhizostomatidae. The record is from RefSeq and is a predicted model, not a curated record.